GGUCGACUUUCUCCUCCGUUUCUCCACCGCGACCAGUGCUUGCAAGACAUGAAAGCUUUUGCAGUCCGAGAACUCACGCACCCGUCAAAUAUCCAGUUGACCGCAGACUUGCCAGAGCCAACGCUCAAGGAGGGCGAGGUCAUGGUCGAUGUAUAUGCCGCAGGGCUGAAUUACUAUGACAUUCUUCAAGCCCAAGGGAAAUAUCAGAUCCAACCACCAUUGCCUUUCGCGCUUGGCUCGGAAUUCGCUGGGAGGAUAGCAGAGGGCUAUCCUAUCCCUCCAGGCGCGCCAUAUAAGCCAGGAGACCGCGUUUUCGGGAUGGCUCCGGGUUGCUAUACCGAACGCGUUGCCGUAAAUAUAGGGCAGAUAUUGAGGAUCCCUGACAAUUUGUCAUUCGAGCAGGCUGCAGGCAUGUACAUUACUUGGCCGACCAGUUACGAAGCAUUGGUUGGGCGUGCAGAACUCAAGCCGGGCGAGUUCGUUCUGGUCACGGCGGCGGCGGGAGGGGUUGGAAUGGCGGCUGUUCAGCUGGCCAAAGGUCUUGGUGCCAAAGUUAUUGGCGCAGCCGGCUCGCAGGCCAAAUUGGACAUUGUCAAAAAGUUCGGUGGUGCGGACUACGUCGUCGAUUACACCAAGAAGGGUUGGCAGCAAGAGGUUCUCAAAAUUACAAACGGCAAGGGAGUCAACGUCAUCUACGAUCCUGUGGGCAUGAUCACAGACUGCCUCAAAUGCAUUGCGUGGAAAGGCAGAGCCAUCGUGGUCGGUUUCGCCGCAGGGACCAUCGAGAAAGUGCCUAUGAACCUCGUAUUAUUGAAGAACAUCGCCAUCGUGGGAAUCUUCUGGGGAGGCUACGCGGUCCGCGAGCCUGAGCAUAUGCCUGGAGUCUAUCAAACCCUGCUUGACCUGUUAACAUCGGGACGCGUCGCGACGCCGGUUGUCUAUGACAAGAUUUAUUCACUCGAGACAAUCGCUGAAGGGCUGCAAGCACUGGAAAACCGGAAAACAUGGGGUAAAGCAAUCGUGCGGAUCAGGGAGGACACAAAGCAAGCUUCCAAGGCCAAGCUCUGA
Messenger RNA from Mycena indigotica, 1068 nucleotides. RefSeq lists its product as uncharacterized. Gene Ontology annotation, cellular component: mitochondrion. The record is from RefSeq and is a predicted model, not a curated record. Gene Ontology annotation, molecular function: zinc ion binding; oxidoreductase activity. The transcript is spliced from 12 exons. NCBI's taxonomy places the organism in Eukaryota, Fungi, Basidiomycota, Agaricomycetes, Agaricales, Mycenaceae. Bases 49 to 1068 code for a protein of 339 amino acids.